This is a messenger RNA of Vicia villosa (hairy vetch), 1761 nucleotides long. RefSeq names its product extensin-2-like. Lineage: Eukaryota; Viridiplantae; Streptophyta; Magnoliopsida; Fabales; Fabaceae. Bases 76 to 1539 code for a protein of 487 amino acids. The record is from RefSeq and is a predicted model, not a curated record. The transcript has a single exon.
AUACUUAUACAAUCACAGUAACUAGCAAACAUUCUUUCAAAGAAUUGAGUACAGAAAUACACAAAGUUAGAGAAUAUGGGAACCUCAAUUGGGUUGAGGCAUUGGCCUCAACUCAUCUAUGCAAUUGCAUUUUGCUUAAUCGCAAGCAAUGUAGCUGCUAAUGAUGAUGAUAAGCCUUACUAUCAAAGCCACCAAAACAAUUAUUAUCCAACACCACCAAAUCAUGGACAACAGCCCCCAUAUUACUACAAGUCUCCACCUCCACCAUCUCCUUAUGUCGACAAAUUCUCUCCGUAUUACUACAAAUCUCCACCUCCUCCUUCUCCAUCACCACCACCACCUUAUGUCUAUAAAUCUCCUUCACCUCCAUCACCCUCUCCUCCCCCACUAUACGUUUACAAUUCACCGCCACCUCCGUCCCCUUCACCUCCACCUCCAUAUAUCUACAAGUCACCGCCUCCUCCAUCUCCUUCACCUCCCCCACCAUAUGUCUAUAAGAGCCCACCACCACCUUCUCCAUCACCACCGCCUCCAUAUAUCUACAAGUCACCUCCUCCACCAUCUCCUUCACCACCUCCACCAUAUAUUUAUAGGUCUCCACCCCCACCAUCACCUUCACCCCCUCCACCAUAUAUUUAUAAGUCUCCACCCCCACCAUCACCUUCUCCCCCUCCACCAUAUAUCUACAAGUCUCCUCCUCCACCAUCCCCCUCCCCUCCCCCACCAUAUGUUUAUAACUCGCCACCACCUCCAUCACCUUCUCCUCCUCCUCCAUAUGUUUACAAGUCACCACCUCCACCUUCCCCAUCUCCACCACCUCCAUAUGUUUAUAAGUCCCCACCCCCACCAUCACCUUCACCCCCUCCCCCAUAUGUAUACAAGUCUCCACCUCCACCAUCUCCAUCCCCACCACCUCCAUAUGUUUAUAAGUCUCCUCCUCCACCAUCUCCUUCACCACCACCACCACCAUAUGUCUAUCAAUCUCCACCCCCUCCAUCACCUUCACCACCACCACCAUAUGUCUAUCAAUCUCCACCCCCUCCAUCACCUUCACCACCACCUCCAUAUGUAUAUAAGUCUCCUCCUCCACCAUCUCCUUCACCACCACCACCAUAUGUCUAUCAAUCUCCACCCCCUCCAUCACCUUCACCACCACCUCCAUAUGUAUAUAAGUCUCCUCCUCCACCAUCUCCUUCACCACCACCUCCAUAUAUCUACAAAUCUCCACCUCCACCAUCCCCUUCACCCCCACCUCCAUAUGUUUACAAAUCUCCACCCCCGCCAUCUCCUUCACCUCCUCCACCCUAUGUCUAUAAGUCACCACCACCUCCUUCACCUUCACCACCUCCUCCAUACUACUACAAAUCUCCACCUCCACCUUCUCCAUCACCUCCUCCACCAUAUGUCUACAAGUCACCACCACCUCCUUCACCUUCACCGCCGCCUGUUUAUAUUUACAAGUCUCCACCUCCACCAUCUCCAUCACCUCCUCCAUAUCAUCCUUACCUCUAUAACUCACCCCCACCUCCCAUCUAUUAAGCUUCUUGCUAAAGCCGUAUGAAACUUUUCAAUGAAUUAUGUUAAACAUUGUUGUUGUUAAUUUGUAUUAAGCUUUUAUUUUUCAAUAAAACAAUCUGCAUUGGAUUAAGAACCAAAUUUUUGUUCUAGUUUAAUUGUGUAUGUAUGGUGCCAGUUCAUAAGUCUAUAUUAUAUAUUUCCUUUAGUUGUCUUGGUGAUUUUAUAUAGUUUAAUUUACUUAUA